Messenger RNA from Purpureocillium lilacinum, 246 nucleotides. Lineage: Eukaryota; Fungi; Ascomycota; Sordariomycetes; Hypocreales; Ophiocordycipitaceae. The record is from RefSeq and is a predicted model, not a curated record.
AUGUUCGUGUUUCGUACUCGACAGUGGACUUUCGAGUACCAAGGUUUCCCGGGCGGAGCCAGCUCGGCGCCUCCACGACCUCCCCGCUGGCAGCACCAAGACGCCAACUCAUCAGUACUCCGUACGGAUGCUCGAGUUGAGCCGUGCUUGAUAAGCUCCACGUCCGUAUUUCCGCUCCGCCAUGACGGGGGAGGGGAGGGCAUACGCAGAGUAAAAGUAGUCCAUCCAGCCAGCCAAGAGAUGUGA